AAUGCAAUAAUUACAAAAAGAGGAAAAUAAAGGAAAGAAAACAGAGCCAUCUUAAAUCUUUUAAUCUCUGUUAUUUCUUAUUGCCACAUCUAUAAUAGAAUCAAAUUAUAUUGAUCAGGAAUGUAAUUAGAACUUAUCCUCGUUUAUACAUUUAGUAUUCUAUGGAUUUAUAUGUUUUACAAUAACAAUGUUAACCAGCGCCAUACCUAGGUUAAUUAUUUUAUUUAUUUUUUGAAUAGGUCUGAAAAUAAAAUGAUAGACAUUAUAUUUGCGAUCUUGAGUCUUUGUUUUUAUAUUUACUAAUUUAGUUUGUGGAUUUAUGCACUUACGUUGUAUUCAUCAGAAAAUGAUUGUUAAAAUAAAGCUCCUGUGCUUUAUUUCUUUUUAGAAAUGUAUGUAGUGGUAUGACAUAAUUAUAAAUUAGUAUUAUGCAGCAAUUUUAGGAAUUAUUAUUUUUGCUAUUAUUUUCUUUUCUGUUAAGGCAUUGUUAGAAAAUUGCUUUAAAUCAAAGAAAAAUAUAUACUUAGAAACAUGA
This is a messenger RNA of Paramecium pentaurelia, 535 nucleotides long. Lineage: Eukaryota; Ciliophora; Oligohymenophorea; Peniculida; Parameciidae. The record is from the annotation of a GenBank genome assembly.